This is a messenger RNA of Tuber aestivum (summer truffle), 4296 nucleotides long. The record is from the annotation of a GenBank genome assembly. Lineage: Eukaryota; Fungi; Ascomycota; Pezizomycetes; Pezizales; Tuberaceae.
AUACGUGGCCCGCAGCGUAUCAUACUGUGCCAAAGGGACUUGCCAUACGGGCAUUGUUUCUGUUCCCGUUACAAUAGAGACAGAGUCACACAGUCACACCCUUCCCUCCCCUGCCUUCUUCUCUCUUCUCUUCUCUCUCCCCCUCUCCCCAACGUGAAGGUGACGCGUUCCACCUCCCCCUUCUCUCCUUCUCUCUUCCGAAAUUACGGUAUCGGGGACUGUACUGCACCACACCAUUCGCAAACCCCUCCGGCCAAACUUGGACCCUCCGGACACAUACAGUAUGGCCGCCAUUAAACCUAUCGAAGGCCGCUCGGUACGUUGGAAAUUCCUCCUCCUCCUCCUCUUCCUACUGGAAUAGCUUGUAAGAAGAAAAGGAUUGUUGUAGAAGGAAAAAAUGUAUUAAAUUGAGUCUUGCGUGGCCGGUUUUGUGCUAUCGCCUUGGGUUGGCUGGUUUUUGAUAGGUUCACCAAAUACAAUCUGGGCAAGUUAUCAGCGAGGGCUUGACUUCUGUUGUUAAAGAAUUGGUGGAGAAUGGGUUGGAUGCUCACGCUACGUCUAUCGGUAUGGUGGUUGCCCUCUUCUUGCACUGCCAUUCUGUAUGGGUUCUGAUUGUUUGUGCGUGGGAGCUGGGGGAGAGUAGAGGUUAGAUUUAAGAGCAAUGGCCUCGAUGCGAUCGAGGUUAUGGAUAAUGGGGAUGGGAUUUCGCCGGACAAUUAUGAGAGCAUUGGUAAGGGAUACAUUUUCCCUUAUUUUCGUUUUCUUUUCCUUUCCUACUGGUGGAGAUUUUUGUCUGAAUACGUGCCUGUCUAUCUAGCUCUCAAGCAUUGGACUUCCAAGUUGACCUCGUACGCGGACCUUGAUUCCGUCACCACAUUCGGCUUUCGAGGGGAGGCAUUGUCCUCGCUAUGUGCUCUCUCGGACCUCCAGAUAAUCACCGCGACGGCGUCUGAGGCUCCGAAGGGCACAAGGCUUGAGUUUGAGAUGUCCGGGAGGCUCAAGUCCCGCUCUGUCACCGCUGCUCAGAAGGGGACUGCCGUCCUUGUGGAGAGUAUAUUCAAAACGCUCCCGGUUCGCCGGAAGGAGCUGGAGAGGAAUAUCAAGAGAGAGUAUACCAAGGUUUUGGGUAUAUUGCAGGCUUAUGCUGGCGUAUGUGUUGGCGUCAAAUUCUCGGUGUUUAAUCAGCCGGCGAAAGGGUAUGUUGCCGCGCUUGUUCGAAUGAAAGAGGGUACUGACUGAAUUAUCAGGAGGAGAACUCCGGUGUUUGCCACCAAAGGCAAUCCCACCGUUCGAGAGAACAUUUCAAAUGUCUUUGGGGCAAAGGCUCUGUCUGCCUUGGUCCCGAUGAAUUUGCAGUUUGAAAUGAAGCCUACGAGGAAAGGAUUUCAGAAAGGGGUGGAACCUCAGUGAGUCCCUUCCUGUUAUGUUCUAUCUAACCCGUGGGUGAGCUUACCUAUGAUUUCGCGCUUUAGGGAAAAAAUGGUCAAGAUUGUGGGGUUUAUAUCACGGCCUGUCGUUGGGGAGGGCAGGCUGGCCCCUGAUCGUCAGAUGUUCUUCGUCAACGGAAGGCCUUGCAUGCUACCCCAGGUACGUGACUACAUCCGGGAAGUGAUCUGGGCAUAGUGCUCAUAAGAGAACAAGGUUGCUCGUGCUAUAAACGAAGUGUACAAACAUUUUAAUGUGACCCAAUCGCCAUUCAUAUUCGCUGACAUCCAACUUGAUACCAGUUAGCCCUUCUUUCUGUGCAUAUUGUAGACGGGCAACUCUAAUCAAGAAUAGACGCAUACGACGUCAACGUUUCCCCCGACAAGAGGACCAUCCUCCUGCAUGAUCAGGCGGAAAUGAUGGAGUCAUUAAAAGUAUUUGCCUGAGGCUCCUACCCAUAAAACAGUACUGACGGGGCAACAAUAGGUUUCGCUGACAGACUUAUUCGACAAUCACGAACAAACUGUCCCGAACUCAAUGACUCAGUCAAAAGCGCAAAACUUGAAGCAGAUGACUCUAGAUAAAACUCCCACCAGACCUACUCGAGCAACGCAGCGAGUGAUGGAAGAUAAUUCUGCUGAAGAGGAUGACACAGAGUAUUAUGCUCCGCCCAAAUUGCUCAACAUUCUUUGUUCAUCGCCUUCCCGUGCUGCCGCUUUUGAUUCCCUCUCGUUAGGACAUUCUCCAGAAGCAGGUUCCAAUGCGAAGGGGAAAGGCAAAGAGAUCUAUGCAGCACCUUCCUCCCGGGACACCAAGAAUCCCGAUAAAGCUUGCGGGCCACCCGAGGGGCCCGAUGCUGCUGGUACCCAAGAUUCUGAAGAUAUGGAGGAAGAUGUCACGCUUCCGUCUCUGCACCUGGAGUCUCAUGGCUUCGUGUCUCGGGCUUCUACGGGUGCCGUUCCUGCUACUUCAUAUAGGUCGCCUAGGAGGCCGCAGAAGGCCGCAGCAACGAUCAAGAUUGGUGACCGAGAGCCGGUGACCGCCGGGGAAAACAGCCCCCCACACUCGCCCACUAAACGGAGGAAGAUUGGCAAUGGACAGGCGAACAUGAAGGGCAAGAAAAUUGGUAUUUCCAAGUUCUCCAGUGCGCUUAGUCGGUUUGCAGCGCCGGGAACUGAACUGCCACCCCCGACCGCGGACGACGAGGAGUCUGAAGAGGAUGAUCUUAUGGACGAGGGCGAGGAUAGUCCAGAAGCUGUGGAGGGUGGCGAGAGCGGUGACGAGGCGGUUCAGGAGCCGGUGGUGGAAAUUAUGGCGUUAGAUGGGGACGAACGAGGUGAUGAGAGCAGAUGUGACACCGAAAUGAUGGGGACCGUGCCACCUGCUGAAGGCGGUACUCCCCUCUUCCUCCCGAAUCCGAACUCCGACGUCGACCCUAACAACGAUCCCGAAGAGGACGAAGAGGUUGCCCUACGAUCCCCAGCCCCCGAAAGCGAUGAGGAAUACGUAGAAGAGGGUUAUAUAGAUGAAGAGCAAAACCGUCGGCAAACCGCUCAAACAGCCGAACGCCUCCUCAAAGAAGCCGAAGAGAAGUCUGCACAGCCCACAACCGAAGCCCUCGAACGGGCCCUGCGAAUUCUAGAGGACUCGCACCAGAUCUCCACAAAGAAUGCGGUCCGCUUCGUCCCUACAUCGAUCGACAAGCUGCGGGACCGAGUGCAUGACUUAUCCAAAGUAGCCUCGACCAUAAAACACACCACGUCAUCAGGCCGGGGUGGGACUGGCCUGGAAGAGCGUGAUGAAGUCGCAGAAGAGCGCUUAAACCUAACCGUCACAAAGCAGGACUUUUUCGAAAUGCAAAUAAAGGGGCAGUUCAACAAAGGAUUCAUACUAGCGACUCGGGCCGACGACCUCUUCAUAAUAGAUCAACACGCCAGCGACGAGAAAUACAAUUUUGAGAAAUUACAGCAGGUGACGAUCGUGCAGAACCAACGGCUGGUAGUUCCGAAGAAGUUGGAUCUGAUGGCGGUGGAUGAGAUCGUCGUGAUAGACCACAUAGAUACUUUCAGGAAGAAUGGGUUUGUGAUAGAGAUUGACCCCGACGCACCCGUUGGGGAGAAAUGUAGGCUUGCUAGCUUGCCGAUGAGCAAAGAGACUGUGUUUGGUUUGGAUGGUACCAUAUCCCCCCCGCUCGAAAUAUGUGGGUUCAGUUCUGAGGCUAAAUUUGUGAGGAUAGAUCUGGAAGAACUGAUUCAUCUAAUAAGCGAAGACCCCGGGAACUCUGCCGUGCGCUGUUCGAAAAUGCGGAAGAUGUUUGCUAUGAGGGCGUGUAGGAAGAGCGUCAUGGUUGGGAGAGCACUUACGGAGAAGGGAAUGGAGAAACUCGUCAAGCACAUGGUGGGUCACUCUGGCCGUUCCCAGCAAGUCGCUGUAAUGCGUACUCACGAAAUGAUGUAUAGGGAGAAUUGGAUAAGCCCUGGAAUUGCCCGCACGGGAGGCCAACGAUGAGGCACUUGUCGGAUCUAGGUCAGGCAAAGUACUGGAGGGGUAUGGAUCAGGAGAGAGAUGGUGGGUUGAAGUGGGGUAGCGAGUCGUGGGCCGAGACAUGGCUCACAGUUGAAGCACCUGGGGAGGCUGAGUGAUGAGUUGUGAGUGGGUGACAGGUUGUGAGUGGGGAUGGGAUUUGAGCGAUUUAGCGGUUUUUAGCUUUUACAUUCUCAGAGCUUUUUUUUUUUUGCAAACAUUAGGUUUGGGCAAGUGCGGUACGGUGUGGUUUUACAACCGUCGUGGAUUUUAAGGUGGUAAUUUGGGGUGAUUUUUUUGUUGAAAUAGUUUUGUAAACGAGUUAUACAUGCAAACUUGAACCCUAAC